AAUCCUAGUUUUGUUAGGAUUACAAACUCUUAACCUAAUGCCAAUGACCCAUUGAAAAAUAUCGUUUCACUUGUAAUUUGAGAGAGCACAAGUAAGCGCACAUAGCACAAAAUAAGCGUGGCACCACGUGUACAGCCUUAUCCAUUCCACUCACCGUCCUUAUUAUCCACUUUUUCACUCUUCCCCAUCGACAUCUCCAUCUCCAUCUCCGCCUUCGUUUUGUCCUCAUCAAUGGCGACGCCUCUCCCAACUUGUUUCCAUCCCAUAACCACGGUCUCAUCCGCUAACCGGGUUACCCGGAUCAAGCCACCGGCGGCAUCCGCCUCCGGCAAGUGGUGGACCCCGCUCUUCGGUAUGCCAUCAGAUCCAGACUACAUUCACAAUCCGGAAACUGCUACCGGCGGAUCGGUAACUGGAACCUCCGAUCCGGACAACGGUAGAUCACGAUUUGCUCCUGGAUGCUUCACUGAGGAAAAAGCAAAACAACUGCGGAUGAAGACCAGUGAAAUAGCUAAUUUCCAUGACAUCAUGUACCACUCCGCCAUCGCGUCUCGCCUUGCGUCGGAUGUCUCCGGCCGUCAAGACGGCUGACGUCGCCGCGCGCUUGUUGAGGCGAUGGUGUCGCCGGAAGAUCAGUACACGGUUAGUGCUUGCUGCAUCUAGCAAUUUGUCGACUUCAAUAAUCAAUUAGUAUUUAGUAAUAGCACGAUAGAUCUUUAACAUCUUUAGCAUCUACAAUACUCUGAUCAAAUCAGUUGAUUUCAUCUCGUUGCUGUGUAAUUUUGCACAAUUCCGAUUCAGUUUAUCAAUGAUUUGUAAUUUAGUACCA
Molecule: messenger RNA, 829 nt
Organism: Lactuca sativa (garden lettuce)
Lineage: Eukaryota; Viridiplantae; Streptophyta; Magnoliopsida; Asterales; Asteraceae
Source: RefSeq, a predicted model, not a curated record